AUGGGGUGGCUUGCAGACAACACCAGUUUCCACUCCAACAUCUCAGAAGCAGCUGACCUAGCUGUUGCCGUGGUCUACUCUAUAUUCGGUGUGUGUUCACUGGUAGGGAACACCAUGCUGCUCUAUGUCUCCUAUAAGAAGAAGCAACUUCUCAAACCAGCCGAGUUCUUCAUCACCAACUUGGCUGUCAGUGACCUUGGCAUGACCCUUAGCCUUUACCCCUUGGCCGUGACCUCCAGCAUCUACCACAGGUGGUUGUAUGGUAAGACGGUGUGUCUUAUUUAUGCUUUCUGCGGUGUUCUGUUUGGGAUCUGCAGUCUCACAACCCUCACUAUCCUCAGCACCGUGUGCUGUCUGAAGGUCUGUUACCCCCUCUACGGUAACCGCUUCGGCCCCGACCACGGGCGCAUCCUGAUCGCCUGUGCCUGGGCGUACGCCCUGGUGUUCGCCUGCUCCCCUCUCGCCCACUGGGGGGCGUACGGGCCCGAGCCGUACGGCACGGCGUGCUGCAUCGACUGGCGCGUCUCCGGCCUGGACGCGGGCGCCCGCUCCUACACCGUGGCGCUGUUCGUGUGCUGCUACGCGCUGCCCUGCGCCGUCAUCACCUCCUCCUACACGCAGAUCCUGGCGACGGUGCGCGAGUCGCGGCGGGCCGUGGAACGGCACGUCUCCGCGCAGACGCGCAUGGGCAACAUCCAGACCAUCAUAGUCAAGCUCAGCGUGGCCGUGUGCAUCGGCUUCUUCGCCGCGUGGAGCCCGUACGCCAUGGUGUCCAUGUGGGCCGCGUUCGGCCACAUGGAUGCCAUCCCCCCAAUGGCGUUUGCCAUCCCUGCCAUGUUCGCCAAGUCGUCCACCCUGUACAACCCCCUGGUGUACCUGCUCCUGAAACCCAACUUCCGCCACCUGCUGUCCAAGGACCUGCUGUCGCUGCGGCGGGCCUGCCUGCGGCGCUGCAGCUGCGUCCACCGCCUGCGCCGCCUCUCCUGCCGCUCGGUCGGCCUGCGCCCGCGGGUCGGCGCCGCGGCGUCCGACUCGGCCCCCUCGCGGGCCGUCCUGGGCUCCUCCCACUGCGCGUGCGAGCGCUGCCGGGACCCGUUCGAGUGCUUCAAGCAGUACCCCCGCCGUUGUCACGUCAACGUCAACACCGUGCAGCUCUCGCUGAUGGGUCGCGUGGCGCCCCCCCCAGCGCCGGGGCCCGCCCCCUUGGCCCGGACGCACCCGGCCUCCAAGAAGAGCGUGCGCGUGGUCGUUCGCGGGAAGAAGAGCGCCGAGGUCGAUGGCCUGGAGGUCACCCUGGAGACGGUGCCCGCCCACCUCAAAACCGUUGUUCCGUGAGAGACUUUCACAAAUGCGUGCAAACACACUCAGCCUCCCUAUGAAUGUAUUCUUUAAACAUUUUCUACAUCUAAGAUGUUUUUUUUUUUUUUUAUGUCUAGUAGGAUAUUUUGGGGGGUUUUCGAUCUAUGACUCACGUUGAUAACUAUUUACCUCAUUGUAGUUCUUUUAGAAUCAGAUGAAGCAAAGUAGAACCCAUUGAGAGGUGGGCCUCAGACUUUGUCCAACGAUGACGGUUCUUUUCCCUUUUAACCCUUGUGCUGCC
Molecule: messenger RNA, 1600 nt
Organism: Osmerus eperlanus (European smelt)
Lineage: Eukaryota; Metazoa; Chordata; Actinopteri; Osmeriformes; Osmeridae
Gene: opn7a
Product: opsin 7, group member a
Exons: 5
Coding region: 1-1335 (444 amino acids)
Biological process (GO): G protein-coupled receptor signaling pathway; cellular response to light stimulus; phototransduction
Cellular component (GO): plasma membrane
Molecular function (GO): G protein-coupled photoreceptor activity
Source: RefSeq, a predicted model, not a curated record